This is a messenger RNA of Dermochelys coriacea (leatherback sea turtle), 2330 nucleotides long. RefSeq lists its product as uncharacterized. The coding region runs from base 448 to 1614 and encodes 388 amino acids. Lineage: Eukaryota; Metazoa; Chordata; Testudines; Dermochelyidae. The record is from RefSeq and is a predicted model, not a curated record. The transcript is spliced from 5 exons.
AUGAAGGUUGCCCUCUUGGGCAAGUACACCAUGAUAGCAUGUGAUCAUGUAAUUAGAAACUAUUUCCCCCACCCCACGAGGAUUCCUGUCUCAUGCAGUGCUUGGGAUGGAUGGUGCUAGGCAAAUGAACUAAGGUCAUGCAGUGAAUGAGGUUGUUUACUGGAUUGGGUUGAAUAUAGUUCCUCAGGGCAAAUACUACAUUGGGUAAGCAGGUUAAUACAUUUUACAAAUACAAAAUUCACUUUUUUAAAAAUAUUUUUUCAAAAUAGCUCAGAUUUUUUAAGAACAAACACACACACUGCAAGUUGUCACAUAUAUCCCAGUACACAUGACUAAAUGUUUGUAAUUAAUGUGCAUGUUUUGUAAAUAUUGAAACAGAUUCUAAUAGAACUCAUGUGACCUCUUCACCUGUCAUUGAAAGAUACUAGCUGAAGGACAGUUCAGUAUAUGGAGCCUAUUCCAAGAAUUUAUACAGCAGACUUCUCUGGAGGGAGAGAAAUCAAAACACAUGUUUUUCAAAAGUGCUGGAAUGACCUGAUUAGCAGAAAUUACAAAUGGUCUGGAAGAGUUAAAAAGGGAUAUAAAGAAACAACUGCUUUCCCUUCAAUUUCCAAGAAGUCCCUGGAAAACACAAAAAGUCAGCACAGUAAUUUGAACAGUCAGACAUCAUCCAAACCCCUUCAAGAAUUGUUCUUCUCCCCGCAGAUUUCAUGUUCCCAGCAAUCUCUGUACAAAGCUGUCGGCUCUAAGUGUGCUGGGCAUCAUUUGGAACAUUGCCUUGCUCGAAGGCUGAAGCAGUCUGUUGGACGUCAGGCAGUACUUGAGGAUGAAAGUCGAGCUGCCUUGGGAAAUACAGAGGCUUUUACUCUGAGGUCCAAAGAAAAAACUGCAGAUCAGGCUAGAAGUCACCAUGCAAAUUCCAGUGCACUUUCAAAUGGAUUUCAACAGAAGGAGAAAACCUGUUUAUCAGAAGAGGAAUUAUUCUUCAAAAGACACAUGACAGCAAUGAAGAGAAGGGUAAAUGUAAAUAUUUGGGUCCUACCAACACUGAGAACGGAUGAAAUACCUCGCUUGAAGAGCCCAAAGAUUAGUGAUGACAAGGGAGACAACAGAGCGAUGACAGACGCAUUGAAAAGUGCUUUGUUAGAAACUGUUGCUUUAGCUGAAAAUGAGCAUUCCAGUCAGGAUAAUGGAGGAGACAGACCUGUCUACAGUGAAUCCUCAACACAAAGUACAGCUCAGAUGGAGCCCCAGUCUGCAAGCAGGGCUGAAAAAACAAAGACUUCUACUCCUUUGUUACUGAGGAGCUGGGAGGUGCCUGCUAAUCUGGGAGAAGAUAAACAACGGGACCCUCCUGAUAGUGACACAGACAGGACUAUAAUUAGGGGACACAUCAAUAUACCACAUUCAGCUGGAAAGAAAGUCUUUAUGGUCUACAUUUGCGGAGGUUAUCAAGUAAGCAAUUGGAAACCAUCCCCAUUCCCACCACAGACACUCCCACACCCUGAGAUUCCUGGACUAUCAUGUAUCACAUCUGGGCUAAUUAUUAUUAUUCACUAUUUAUAUAAUGCCCACACUUUUGCUAGGAAGUCUAGUUUGGGGGAAAGAGUGUAAGACUUGGAAUCAGGAGGUGGUUGUUCUAAAUCUGACUGCCUUUGACUCACUGUUUGGCCUACAGCAAGUUGCUUCAUUUAUUGUCUCAGUUUCCCCAUCUGUAAAGUAAGAAUAAUAAUAUGUACCUACCUGUCUCUCUCCUGGGGUUAAUGUGUUAUUGUUUGUACAGUGCUCUGAACAUAUGAAGUGCUAUGCACAUGUAAAAUGGGAUGGCAGAUGGGAAGACAGGUACCUGCCCUGAAAAACUUGCUAUCUAAAUAUACAUCAUUUAGGGAAAAAAAAAAAGUGUGUGUUAGUGGAAAUGUCAGUCAUCACUAGACUUUUUUUUUUUUACAUUUAAAUAUGAGUUCCAGGACCCUAGCAUGUGAAACGUCAAAUGAGUAUGAACAAGUCAGUCUAUUAACAAAGAAACACACAAUAAAAUUUUCACAUGUCAGCACGAAAAUACUCCCAAUCUGCCAUACCCAACCCAACCCAACCCUUCAGAAAAAGGUCUGGAUACAUUUCCUUUUUCCUAACGGUGUUGAGGUUCCAGUAACUGUGCAUUUGGGCUGUCUAUAUAAAUGGUGUGAAUUCUCCCAUGUCCCUUUAAAAAUACAGCUGUCAAGCAUUCUGCAUUUUGGUAUUUAUAUUAAUACGCUUAAAAGAUGACAUAAAAGAGUUUUUAAAGAUGCUAAUAAUAAAAUGCAUGUAAAGAUGGGAGGGGAAACCAUCCU